AUGUCUACUGCCUCUCAUGCCGGCCUGCAAAAUACACCAUAUCAGCCCUUCCAAUGCGACGUCUGCCAGAGACGCUUCACCAGAAAUGAGAACCUGAAGCGACAUGCAGCGCUUCAUACACGUCUCCAUGCUCGGAAACAUCCCCAGCAAGAAGAUGCGCGAAUUGCAAAGAGAUCAUGUCAGAAUAGACGUACGCCGGCAAAGCCGACGAGCACUGCUGGAAGGAAUUCUCAUGUUGUUGAGAAUGAUACGGACUCGUCAGUAUCUCCUGCAGGGCGUGGAAAUUCCUGGAGUUCUCAACAAUCCGGUGAUGAUGUGGAACUGCAAGCGGACUAUGAGGUUUGGUCUCCCGGCUUACGCUAUGUCGAUGAUGCCCAACAUGAGAAAGAUAUAGACCUGAUCAUAAGAAGCGCGAACAUGAACCUUGAAUCAAGAAAUUUCCAUGCCGACGCAUCUCCUAUUACGCAGCAAUCACGGAUACACGAGCCGCCAUAUAUUACGCACUUUACGGAGAAUGCCUAUGACUUGGGCCAGAACCAACUAUCCGGGUCUUUUGCUACUAAGCAUGCAGAUUUUUUGGGCAAUCAAGUGCGCAUACUCAAUGGCUCGCGGUCUACACCAUCUAUGGAUAGAGGAAAUUUCAGUCAAGAUAUUCCGGACAGCUUGCUAGCCAAUGAUCUAUCGUCCAUUGCUCACGAAGAUUGGUUCCCUUCGGUAUCGCAAAUUGCGCGAGGCGUUGAUCUCUACUUUACACACGUAUUGCAUUUUGUGCCUUUCAUUCAUAGACCAACCUUUGAUGCAAGCCAGGCUCCGUGCCAUUUGAUUCUUAGUAUGCUAUCACUAGCCUAUCGAUAUGGCGAAGAUCCCGACAACGAAGAUCAAGCAGGCUCCGGAACGAGCUUAUCCACGCGCUGUUUUUAUCGAGCUAGAACACUUCUCGCUUCAAUGGAACAGGAUAAUGACGAUGAAUCAAAUGCUACCAGGGGUAUCAGCAUGAUUCAAGCCUAUUUGUUGUUGCAAAUAUGCGCCACAAUGUAUCUUUGCGGAAAGAGCUCGGAAUAUGGACCCCAGAUGCAUUCCAAAUUGAUUAUUCUAGCACGCUCGACAGGACUCAUGCAGCCCAUGCAAAUCGAAUCCUCAGCGACAGCAGAUCUGGAUUCACUGUGGCGAGAAUUCAUAAAAGCCGAAUCCCAUAAACGGACGCUUUUCACUAUUCAUCAAAUUGAUUCCUUGUGGUAUCAGUUCUUCUCUGUUCCUAGGCUACUCUCUCAUUUAGAGAUCAAACAUGACUUACCCUGCCCAGAAGAUUCUUGGACGGCAUCAUCCUCAGCGCAGUGGGCACAUGGACAAUUGCUUCUACGACAAUCCGGCCCUGGUAGCAGCAUGCAAUACGCAGAUGCUGUCCGAUAUUUUCUAUCUUCCAAUCGAAACUUCAGCUCGCUCCCGCCGUUCGAUCCUUACGGGGCGAUUAAUAUUGCGCAAUUCCUGAUCUCGAGUGCACGCGAAAUUACGGGCUGGUCUACAAUGACGGGAAGACUCAGCGUCGAAAGAUUGGAACCUAUAACCUCAUCCCUUGUCGCGCUCGAACCUUUUAUACGGCCUCAGGCUCACAGACACAACACCAAGAAUAUGUACGCGGCUUUAUGUGAAGCAACGUGGGAAAUGGCCAUGAUCGAAAUCCAGAUAUGGUCACCAUCCCAUACCGGAGGCAUUGUGGGUGGAAGUGUGGACGAAGCAUUGAAAAUAGCAACCGAUCUAGCACCAUUAUCCUACGAGAUUCUGGUUAAGUCAAACGGCGUUAUUCAGCCUCAUGUUGACUGGUUUUUGCGCUAUCUUGAUUCUUCGGCUGUGACACCGAUUUCCGAACCCCCGUGGAUCACUUUGUAUGCAUACAAAACGUUCUUGAUUGCCUGGCAGAUGGUUCGUGGAGGUUUGGCGGGUGCAAUGCAAGCUGUGGGAGUUCGGGAUGGUGAUUUGAAGGGGGCUAUGGCGUGGGCUAGAAAGGUUUUUGAGCGAAGACAGGGAUGGCAGCUGGGAAAAAUUAUUAUGAAGUGUCUGGAUGUGUUGGAGAAUGAGUUGAUUCGAUGAUUUCAAGACUAAGGGUCUCCUGUCACAACGGAUAUUUGAUCUCAUACACAACUUCCUCAUCCGUAUUUUACGCCCCAGGGCGAGAUUCCACGACACACUCGGCAAGAAUAAUAAUGCAAAGGUCUAAGCGAUGAGGGUGGCCAAGGGUACACGCUAGUUCUCUUGGGAUAGUCCUCUUUUACUUC
Molecule: messenger RNA, 2273 nt
Organism: Talaromyces stipitatus ATCC 10500
Lineage: Eukaryota; Fungi; Ascomycota; Eurotiomycetes; Eurotiales; Trichocomaceae
Exons: 2
Coding region: 1-2088 (695 amino acids)
Biological process (GO): DNA-templated transcription; regulation of transcription by RNA polymerase II
Cellular component (GO): chromatin
Molecular function (GO): RNA polymerase II cis-regulatory region sequence-specific DNA binding; DNA-binding transcription factor activity, RNA polymerase II-specific; zinc ion binding
Source: RefSeq, a predicted model, not a curated record